Molecule: messenger RNA, 1229 nt
Organism: Brassica oleracea var. oleracea
Lineage: Eukaryota; Viridiplantae; Streptophyta; Magnoliopsida; Brassicales; Brassicaceae
Product: UPF0725 protein At4g28920-like
Source: RefSeq, a predicted model, not a curated record
AGGAUUAGUUUAAUCAAACAAUCAUCACCCUCGCUUGGAGAUUGAGAUUGCGAUUGCGAUUGCGAUUGCGAUUAGGGUUUAGACGAAAUCGGAGACGAUGACUGAGAUUGCGAUCUUGCUUAAACGGAAAUUGGAAUCUUCAGGAAGCUCAGGCGCAGCUCCGAUACAGAGUUUCUCCAAGGUUGAUUACGGUCGCAAUCCAUGGGAUGACGAUGAGAUUGAUCCUGUGAUCGAGAAGGAGUACAACCGUCAAUUUUUAGAGUCCGACGGUUUCGAUGUUGAUUACUUCUAUCUUCCGUAUGGUGGUGAACUAGUUCCUCACUUAGUGGAAAACAAGUAUGAUUACCCAUAUGACAUCGGCUUGUCUUUGUUUAGUAGACUUGGACUUCACUGUUACAAUCUUGAGAAGGGAACAAGCCUCAAACUGGCUGCUAUAAACAAAUACAACGAUGAGCUGAUGUUUACUCGGUGCCUCUAUUACUACAUAACGUUGGAGGCCAUUGAUACAUCCAGCAACUCUCUUUGCAACUUUCAGACGUGUGUUUUCAAAGAUUUCCUUCCGGAACAGGCAUCCUUUGUGGCACAGACCGAAAUUUCCAGACUAAAAGUUCCUAGCGGCCCUCGACUUACGUUUACUGGGCCUGAGAGAAGAUGGAAGGAGGAUGGAGUUGACGAUUAUUACAAAGGUAAAAUGCCCAAGUGGUUCACCAAAGAUGAGAUGGCUGCAAUUAGCAAUAAGGGGCAGUUUUAUGAGUUGCAAGAAUCAGACUUGCAAGGACAUGAGUGGCUUCAUAUGUAUGCGGAGUUUGCUUUUCACUAUAAGUGGAUGGCACAUGAGAGCGACCUGAGGCCAUUUCUACCAUUGGAAAUCAAGAAGGUAACUAUACAAACUAAGGAAGAGUCGCUGCCAUGCAUGAAGCUCAAGGCCAACAAUGCCAUCUUCUACAUUAUCUUCAAAGGCAAUGGUGAUCCGAGUGGUGCCCCUGUGGAGUACCAAGCGGUUGUAAGAAAGACCAUGGAUGGGAGUCCUGGACACAUUUGCUUGGAAGUCGACUGCUUGGCCUACAAAUCCAGUUGAAUGAAAAUUUUCUUCCGAGGCUAAUAAGAUCUGAUGUGUUUAUUAUCUUUUAGUUUUGUAAGUGGUGCACUAUAUCGUGGAGGACAUAACCUUGGUGGUGUGUAUGUUAUCUACAGUUUGGAGCUUCCCUCCUAAUAUCUAUUUUAUUAAA